Molecule: messenger RNA, 567 nt
Organism: Spodoptera litura
Lineage: Eukaryota; Metazoa; Arthropoda; Insecta; Lepidoptera; Noctuidae
Product: ATPase inhibitor mai-2, mitochondrial
Biological process (GO): negative regulation of ATP-dependent activity
Cellular component (GO): mitochondrion
Molecular function (GO): ATPase inhibitor activity
Source: RefSeq, a predicted model, not a curated record
GAAUUCUGUCAAAUUCUACUUGUCGAAGUCUCUCAAAAGUUCAAGAUUCUUAAAAAAGUACUUAUUUAGAAUAUUUUUUAAUUCCAUUUAAAAUCAAAAUCAUGAGUUUAAUUCCGAGGGUAACGACAAAUCUGUCGCGAGCUAUUUUGAGCGUAAGAAUGUACAGCGGUGAGCCUGGUUCGGGUGCCGGCAAGGGUGGCGGUGGUGGUGGUGCCAUCCGUGAAGCUGGUGGCGCUUUUGGUAAGAUGGAAGCAGCCAGAGAAGACGAAUACUUCUACAAAAAGCAAAAAGAGCAGCUUGCUAACUUGAAGACUCACUUGGACAAGGAGAUCUCCUUCCACGAGGACCAGAUCAAGCGCCACGAAGACGCCAUCCGUAGACACAAAGAAAAAAUGGCUGACAUAGAUCACAAGAACGCAUAAACAGUGUCACAUCCAUUCAGGAUCAGUCGGAAACAUUUUGUCUUGAGUUUUACUCAAUUAUGUUUUAAGAAUGUCAACAUUUUGCUUUUAUUUUGUUUAGUUAUAGAAGGUAAAACCGCAAUUACAUAAUGAUGGCAUUAUUAUA